AUGGGGAUGGGGAUAAUCUUGGACGACAAUCUUAAGAAAGGAGUUCUGAGCGUAAUACGAAGAUCAGAUAGAAUCAUCUGGUUGAGAGUUGAUUUGGGAAGAGAAAUAGUGAACAUCGUGAGUGCCUAUGCCCCACAGACCGGCUGCAAUGCGGAGGAAAAGGAUGAACUCGAUGACGAAUUGAAAAAGAUACCAACGAGUGAAAAGUUAUGGAUUGGAGGGGACUUUAAUGGAAAUGACAACAUUGGAAAAGAGGAGUAUAUUGGCAAACAUGGAAUUGACUACAUUUUAUGCAGAACCAAUGAAAAAGCGAACAUCAGAGAUUGCAAGGUUAUCUUAGGUGAGAGUGUAACGAGCCAGCACAGACCAUUAAUCUGCACGCUGAGUGGGAAGAAAUUAGAAUUGAAGAAACUUGCAGGUAUAUCUAGGACAAAGUGGUGGAAACUGGCAGAUAGAAAUGCCCAAAACGAGUUUGCUAGCGCAGCAAUGGUUAGGCUCACCUUGAGAGAGAGUGAAGGAAGUCAGAACUGGGAGACUGUGACAGAGGACUUAAGGCAGUUGGGAGAGGAACUCUUGGGGAGAACAUCAGGAAAAAGCAAGACGGACAAGGAAACAUGGUGGUGGAAUGAGGAGGUACAACAACACAUCAAGAUAAAGAAAGAAACCAAAAAGAUUUUAGACCAGGAGAACAACGUAGAAAAUAGAGAGGCCUACAAGAUUGCCAAGAAAGCAGCCAAGAGGUCUGUAGCGAGAGUAGAAGCAAAGGCCUAUCAAAGGUUAUAUGACGACAUGGAAACCUUAGAUGGACAAAAUCGUGCACUGAGGAUUGCUAAACAGAGGGACAAGAACUCAAAGGACAUAUACCAGACAAAGCUAAUCAAGGACGAAGAAGGAAACGUCCUGGUAGAGGAUGCAAUGAUUCUUAAUAGAUGGCGAGCUUACUUUAGCAAGCUUCCGAACGAGAUAAAUCCAAGAAUGAAAAGGCAGGAGCCCCAGCGAAGCGUAGAAGAAAUACCGGAGAUCGCGUUAGAAGAGGUGGAGAAUGCUCCGAAAAAGAUGAAAAAUGGCAAAGCAGUUGGCCCAGACAAUAUACCAGUAGAGGUUUGGAAGUGUCUAGGAAAAACUGGAGUGGAGUAUCUGACGCGUGAAUUUAAUAGCAUCAUAAACAUAGAGAGGCUACCAGAGCAAUGGUGGAGAAGCACGAACAUACCAAUAUUCAAGAAUAAGGGGGAUAUCUUGGCAUCAAGCUUAUGUGUCAUAGCAUGA
Molecule: messenger RNA, 1266 nt
Organism: Penaeus chinensis
Lineage: Eukaryota; Metazoa; Arthropoda; Malacostraca; Decapoda; Penaeidae
Exons: 2
Coding region: 1-1266 (421 amino acids)
Source: RefSeq, a predicted model, not a curated record